AAACGAAUGGUCAAACGUUGGUCGAAAAGUCAACGGCGUCAUACAUUAAAAUACGGAGGGAGUAGUUUUUUUAAAUAUAAUGUGUGUAAUUAAAUUUGCCUCGAAAAAUAAUAUCAUAUUUAUUUAAUAUUAAAUACAUAAGGGUUCAAAAACUUAAUCAAAUCAUCAAAUUACGAUUUUAACGUCAAAUAUUUAUGACCGUAUUUUCUAAAAGGUCAGUAUUCUGUUUCGUCCAAAUUCAAUUAUUAAUAACUGGACUAUUUUUAGUCAAUAAUAUGAGAAGGACAAAAAGGGAAAAAAAAAAAAGAAAAACUCUCCUCUCGCAAGCGAAGCAAAGCAUUUCCCUCCAAAUCCGCUGCUUCCCUCCAUUUUGGCGCCACAAUCUCUCUCUCUCUCCUCCUCCUCCUCGCCGGAGAUGUCGUACCCCACGUUCCACGUCCACCCGCCGUUCCCGGUGUCGGCGAGGAAGAAGGAGGAUGACGGCGGCGGCGGCGGCGGCAAGAAGGAGGCGGCGGCCGCCGCGAUGAGGCGGCUGGCGGAGAUGGACCACCGCGCGGCAGCCGACGGCGGGAAGGUGGUGGCGGCCGUGGCCGUCGACGGCGACAGGGGCAGCCAGCACGCGCUCAAGUGGGCGGCCGACCACGUCCUCUCGCUCUCCCACCCCUUCUUCCUCCUCCACGUCCGCCGCAAGCACGCCUCCCUCCACUCCGCCGGGGGAAAGCAAUUCUCCCUAUUGCACGUGCAGGAUGAUGUUGCAGCUUCUUCUCCUGAUCAAAUGGAUCAUCACACCAAAGAUCUGCUGCUCCCAUUCCAGUGCUUCUGCAGCAGACGAGGGUUACAAUGCAGGGAAACCAUUCUUGAUGGAACUGAUGUGUGGAAAGUUAUUAUAGAUUUUGUCCUUGACCAUAAAGUUGACAAAUUAGUACUGGGGGCAUCAUCUAGGAAUGCAUUUACAAGGACAAUAUGGAAGUUGGAUGUGCCAACAUGUGUCACAAAAUCUGCACCAAAUUUCUGUUCAGUGUAUGUUAUAUCCAAAGGGAAACUAUCUUCAUUCAGGCUUGCCACCCAUGCAAAUGCAAAUGAUACCAGCAAAGAAGAGCUGGAGAAUAUAUCUGAAAAUCGGCCGCUAAUUGCAAAAAGUGAACCAGCACCAAUAAUACAUAUUGAAGGGCAAAAUUCAUCUAGUGCACUUUGUCCUGGCUGCAACCCUUUAUCUCCAAACCUGAGUGAAGAAUGUACUGAAUCAACUUCUAAAUACUACCCAGAAGAUUUGGAGGCUGAAAUAAGGAAGUUAAAGCUUGAGCUGAAACAGAAAAAUGACGAUAUGCACAUGUGGAACAAGUUACCUCUUGGGAUCGGAGACAGGAGUGAAAACUCAAAUGCAAGUGUUGAACAUGAGGAUGAACAUUUACAAGAAUUCACGACAUGUUCAACCCAUUCCUACAGUGAGAGACCAAAUGCAGAACCGAGUUCCGCAGUUCGUGGCCCAAAGCAUAAGCUCUUGAAACUCGAAACUUCCUCUUCUGAUCAAUGCAGAGAGAGAACCAUACAGGAAUUUAAAGACCAUAGUUCCCAGGAUACGGUGCAUCCGAUCUUAAGACGUUUGCCGCCCAAAUUUUACUCGCCUAGAAAUGAUUCUAAGCAUGGAUGUGCUUCUGAAAAGGCUUACAACCUUGAACUGAAGUGUAAAUCUUUGCCAAGGCCAAUUGAGACGAAAAGACUACUGGAGGGUCUUCCAACUAGAUUCCAAUGCAAAAUAUACACAACAGAAGAGGUUGCAAAUGCCACCGAUCAUUUCUCACCGGAACUGAAGGUAGGGGAAGGAGGUUAUGGACCAGUCUAUAAAGCUACACUUGACAAUACUCUUGUUGCUGCCAAGAUUCUCCAUUCUAACAUAACUCAAGGACUGAAACAGUUUCAACAGGAGGUUGAGUUGUUGAACAACAUUCGCCACCCGAAUAUGGUGCAUCUGUUGGGUGCUUGCCCUGAGUAUGGCUGUCUGGUGUAUGAAUACAUGCCGAAUGGCAGCCUCGAGGACCGUCUCUUCUGCCGGUCAGGCACCCCACCGCUGCCAUGGCAGCUCCGUUUCAAGAUGGCAGUGGAGAUAGCCACUGGCUUGCUCUAUCUACACAAGAUGAAACCUGAAGCCUUUGUCCACCGUGAUCUCAAGCCUGGAAACAUCCUCCUUGACAAAGAUUUCGUUAGCAAGAUCAGCGAUGUCGGCCUCGCUCGCAUCAUUCCCCGGUCGAUGGAUGAGACGGUCACGCAGUACCGGAUGACAGAUGCUGCAGGGACCUUCUGCUACAUCGAUCCUGAGUACCAGAAGACUGGAUUGGUCACCACGAAAUCCGAUGUUUAUGCGCUCGGCAUCAUCUAUCUUCAGAUGAUCACUGCAAAAGAUGCAAUGGGGCUUGCUUACAUGGUCUCUGAUGCACUGGAGGAAGGAACAUUUGAGGGGCUCUUGGAUCCUAAUGUCACCGGCUGGCCUGUGCAGGAAGCUCAGAAGUUUGCUGAGCUUUCACUGAAAUGCUGUGAACUCCGGCACAGAGACCGUCCUGACUUGGAAUCCGUCGUGCUCCCUGAGCUGAUCCGUCUUCACACAUUCGUUGCAUCAUCUGGAGAUAAUUCUUCCAUCGACCAAGGCCACCAGCGUUCAGUCAGCGACAAGGAGUUGGCUCUGGAAAAUGACUUGGCCGAGAUUCUGAACGAUGGGCUAGUGAAGGGGGCGUCAUUUGCAGCAUAAAAGUGCAAGGGGCCAGUAGAUGUUAUUCUGUCAAAGAUACUGGAAUCUGCAGUAGUUUUGAUUUUGCUGUAAAUACUACCCUAGCCCAGAAAUUUUUGAAUAAUUAGAUCAUUUGGGAAACGUGUACUAACAACAACCUGUAAAUUGAACACAAUCUAUAGCUCUCAUCUGGUAGCACUGUUCACUUC
Oryza sativa Japonica Group (Japanese rice) is the source of this 2931-nucleotide messenger RNA. Its product is annotated as U-box domain-containing protein 52. Gene Ontology annotation, biological process: protein phosphorylation. The record is from RefSeq and is a predicted model, not a curated record. NCBI's taxonomy places the organism in Eukaryota, Viridiplantae, Streptophyta, Magnoliopsida, Poales, Poaceae. Gene Ontology annotation, molecular function: protein kinase activity; ATP binding.